Messenger RNA from Neohortaea acidophila, 1461 nucleotides. RefSeq lists its product as uncharacterized. The transcript has a single exon. Lineage: Eukaryota; Fungi; Ascomycota; Dothideomycetes; Mycosphaerellales; Teratosphaeriaceae. The record is from RefSeq and is a predicted model, not a curated record. Bases 1 to 1461 code for a protein of 486 amino acids.
AUGCAGCCCGAGGCCAACAACGAAUUUACUUUUGUCCACUACACGAACAAGCCACGCUCUACGAAGAAACCAGCAGAGCGCGCCGAGAAGACCACCCGCCACCGACCCUGGGCCAGAUGGCUUCUCACGACAGACCUGGAGCGCCCCAAGAGCAUCCCUCGCCUCGAUUUCGCGCCCGUCCGACGCAUGCAGCAGCUGAGCAAUUUCAUCGAGGAGGACUUUCCCACCGCCACCGCCAGAAGCGCAUCCGCCACUGAAGGUGCAUUCCUCACCCUCGCGCCGGAAAUGGACACCAACUUUGUCGCCAUCGGCUCUGCUCUGGAUGCUUUUUAUUUCGCCCGCUCGGCCGUGAAACAACAGGACGAAAGAAUGCUGCGACAAGCCCACAAGUCGUACGGCACGGCGCUGGCCGCUCUCUCCCGGACCGUGGCGAAUCCCCAUCAGGCCGGCGUGCCUCCCCGCGUGCUGCUCUUCAGCGUAAUCAUCAUCAACCUCUUCGAACGCUCCAUGGGACUCCCCGAUCGAUGGGGAUCAUGGAUGGCUCAUCACCGAGGCAUCCGAGCCUUAGUCUCGAAUGGGAGAAAGGUGCUGUACCUGAAUCGACCAGGCGAUAGGCAACUGUUCUGCUACUUGCAAUUCGUGUCGCUUGUCAUUGGAGUCGCGCUGAGGAAACCGGCGCCGUAUGCGUGGCUCACGUCGGCGGAGUACGUGGAGUACUGCGAUGAUUGCCCGCCGAUGAUGACGCUGUUGCUUCUGACGAAGGGCAUUCCGUCGCUGCUUGGACGAGUGGAUGCUUUCUUUGCGAAUGCCGCGACGAAUCUGUCGGAGUUGCGGAGUAUUCAUGAUAGUAUUCAGAGCCUUGUGCAAUGCUUACAGGACUGGUACGACAUGGUGUCCGUAUUCAAGGGACAACAGCCGAGGAUCAGUGCACGAGACUUUUCAGGAGAGACGAAUGCCUGGUUCCGCACGCUCGACUCGAGUGGUCUCUUUGGCCCUUGCUACAGCUUCGAUCGCGACAUGACGGUGGAAGAGUACACGACGUAUACCCUGGCAUGCUUGACAUUGGCCUGCACGACGCUGAGACUGGUCCACUUUCGGCCUGCAUUUGACUUCUCGUCCAGCACCCGACCUACUGCGCGGAAAGAUGACGCGGUGCGAAUGGCGUACGCCCAUGCCAGCAACCUCUGCCGCAGCGUGCAUACAUACUGCGACUCGACAUCGAUCGCGCAGUUCUCUUUCGCCGAGUCGCUGGUUGCAUUGGCGGGUAACUUCUUCACGGAGACACAGGCGGUAGAAGAAGCGGAGUGGUGUGGGAUGGCACAGAGUGCUAUGCAACGCCAGCAAAAGGGCUUUCCGCCAGCGCAACCUCCGGGGAUGUCAGGGCUUGAGGGACUUGUGGAAGGCCUGGCCAGCGUGGGCCGGUUUCGCGACAAGGCUCUCGGACUGUGCAUUGACACGUGA